Hemiscyllium ocellatum (epaulette shark) is the source of this 4269-nucleotide messenger RNA. RefSeq names its product peptidase inhibitor 16-like. The record is from RefSeq and is a predicted model, not a curated record. Gene Ontology annotation, cellular component: extracellular region. Lineage: Eukaryota; Metazoa; Chordata; Chondrichthyes; Orectolobiformes; Hemiscylliidae. The transcript is spliced from 6 exons. Bases 28 to 1101 code for a protein of 357 amino acids.
CUGAGCCGACACAGGAUCUCAGGCAGAAUGGCAGCUAGUUCACUCAAAGUGCUGCUGCUCAUUUAUCUCACAUGUCCCGAAUCUACCGGCGCACUAUCCGAAGCAGACAAGGAGGUUCUGCUUGAAGCACACAAUCAGUUUCGCUCUGAAGUACCUGAUGCAUCUAACAUGCUGAAAAUGAAUUGGGAUAAAGAUUUGGAAGAAAUCGCUAUUGAAUAUGCACAGAAAUGUAUCUGGGGACACAAUAAGGAAAGAGGAAGAACUGGGGAAAAUUUAUAUGCAGUUACUGGCCUACUCAAUAUAAAAGAAGCAGUGGAGAAAUGGUAUUUUGAAGUUAAAGAUUAUACAUAUGAGACAAUGGAGUGUACUCCAAACAAACUAUGUGGCCACUACACACAGCUUGUUUGGGCAGACAGUGAUAAAGUGGGCUGUAGUAGUCACUUUUGUGAAGAAGUCCAAGGCCUGAAUCAUAAAAACCUGUCUCUUCUGGUCUGCAACUAUCUCCCUCCAGGCAAUGUACUCGGAGAAAAACCAUAUAAGAAAGGAAUACCUUGCAGUGAAUGCCCAGAUGGAACUAAGUGCAUUGAUAUGCUUUGUACAUCUAUACUAGAGCCAGAACCAGAACCAGUCACUGAGGCCAAGCCUAAAAUGGAGGCAGAGGCAAAGCCACAGCCAGUCACAGAGUCAGAGGCAAAACUGGAGCCAAUCACUGAGUCACAUACAAAACCACAGCUAAUCACAGAGUCAGAGGCAAAAGUGGAGCCAAUCACAAAUUCACAAACAAAACUGCAGCCAAUCACAGAGUCAGAGACCAAAAUAGAGUCAACCCCAGAGUUAGAGACUAAACUGGAGCCAAAAAUAAAGCCAGGGACAACUCUGGAGCCAACAGUAAAGCCAGGGACAACUUUGGAGCCUCAUACAGAGGAAAAGACCAUACCAUAUCUAAAGAAUGACCCAGAGAUGAAAUGGACAGUGAUACUCCAAGACCCAAAUUUUCUGCAUCAUUCAAAAUGUGAACAAGUAAACAAUGGGAAUUUGACACUCUCCUCGUGUAUUCUGACAUUCAUCAUGUUAUUGGUUUUGUAUUUUGCACAAACCUAGUGUCAAUGACCUUACUUCCAGUAAGAUUUCCUGAGGCUCCCCCAGGGGAACACCAUCCUAGUAAAAGUUUGCAUUGGUAAAUACAUUGAUUCUAAAUAUACUAGCUAUAAAAUUUUUCAAACUGAAUUUAAAAUACUUUCCAAUUUGUCUGAUUUCCAAAAUGUUUUAGGUUGAUCAGUUUCAUUACUGGACCUUAAAAAAAACACUUGAAAUAGUUUUAGGUUGUAACUUGAGGCUCAUGUUAAUCUUAUCAUUGCUGUUCAGGUAGCACACUUGUUAACUUGUGAUCUAAGACCAGGUUCAAGAGCAACAGCUGAGAUGAGCUUUUAAAUCCAAUGGAAAACCAGAAGAUAUAGUGAAACCAUAUUUUUGUUUUUUUCUGCUGCUUCUUGUUCUUCAUCUAAAGAAAGCAAUGGAGUUAGCCUUUUAAAAACAUAUCAAAUUCUCAUUAAAGCCUUUAAUGGUCUUUGUAAUAUUGAUGGGAACCUAUGCGAUAUCAGAAACUAAGCAUCCACUUCAUCAAUCACCAUCAAGAACUUAAUUUACUGUUGUAUUAAACAGAACUGAUACUUCGAUUAGCUGAGCAGUGCUCAGUUCAAGGAUUCUUUAACAAAUGAGCAGCAUGUGGCUCAAUAUUUCCAUGUUUUGAUUUGCUGUAUAUUUCACUGUCCCUUGAGCAAAACCAUCACUACCAGGUUAUGGUUGUUUAAGUAAAUUGUUAAAGCAGCAGCAACAAAUUAUAUUUCUGUGGUGUUUCUAACUCAGUGUUAAAAUGCCUUUCAAUCUUUCCUUACCCAUGCCAAGUUCUUCUCCAGUCUUACAUCACUUGCCAUGCAGUGCAUGCACUUGGCAGGGCACACAUUCAAACUGCAAUUAGAAGGGAAAGACUUGCCACCCUUGCAUCUUCUUGUGUUGUGUUCAUGAAUACAGUGAGUUAAGUGACAAUUGCUACAGUUUUAACAGCUUUGGAUAGUAACAUCUGAAAUUGUGACCUAGUGAACUGUGUCCUUUCUGAAUACCCUUGCAAAGCUUACCUUCGUUAUUAACAGGCAGGCAGACAGAUAGGACCUGUGGAUUACUCGUGUCCAUAAUGUCUCUCAUUUUAUUCAGUGCAACUUCAACCAUGAAAUAUUACAUUUUAGGGCAAAAUCCUAGUUUAUAAUGAAUGUGCCCUGUACUGUGUUUUCAAGAUAAAUGCCCAAGAAAACAAACCAUAGAUAGCAAAUUGCAACACUAAAUUAAAAUAUUUCUUUCAUUCAAGCGUUCACUUGCUCACAAAGAUUUUUAUUCAAUAAGAACAAUGACAUUCCUGGAACUGAUUUCCAGGGAUAUUUAUUUCACUGUUGCAUAAAAUCAGCAUCCCAAUGAAGCAAAGACAUGAAAACUAUGCAAUCAGCGCAGCACAAUGUACAAAGCAUUGCAAGGCAAUUAAGAAAUGAAUGACUGGCAUCCUUUCAGUUCUGUCAUAGCCCGUCUGCGCAUUGCUGUACUGACGCACAGUGCAACAGAACCCACUGAUCAAAUGAAGAAAAUGACAGGAUGAAUACCUCAAUUGAAAGAAAAGUGAACAACAAAAUCAAUUUUCUUGCAUUAGUAUCUUCGAUCUUUGUAGAUACAGACAGGAAAAUAUAGACUUUAUCACUGGAAAUGUGAUCAGGAGCACAAAGGGAUUUUCAAAAAUCUUGAACUGGAAUCCUGAUUUUGGUGGUUAAAAGGUGCAGCCUGUGUCUUAACAGAUGCCUUAAGCCAACAAGAAUGGCAAGACAUCCAUUUAUAAAAUGUAGCCCAAAUGAUUGCAAAGUUGCAGAAAAUUGUAUCUGAAUUCUGUUCAGUUUGACUCUUGUAAUCUCAUCGAGUAUUUUAAAUGAAUUGUUGCUAUCAAAGAGUCAUAGAGAUGUAUAGCACAGAAACACACCCUUCGGUCCAACUUGUCCAUGCCGACCAGAUAUCCCAACCCAAUCUAGCCCCACCUGCCAGCACCUGGUCCAUAUCCCUCCAAACCCUUCCUAUUCAUAUACCCAUCUGGGUGCCUUUUAACUGUUGCAAUUGUACCAGCCUCCACCACUUCCUCUGGCAGCUCAUUCCAUACGCAUUCUACCCUCUGUGUGAAAUCGUUACCUCUCAGAUCUCUUUUAUAUCUUUCUUCUCUCAGCCUAAACCUAUGCCCUCUAGUUCUGGACUCUUCUACCCCAGGGAAGAGACUUCGUGUAUUUAUCCAAUCCAUGCCCCUCAUGCUUUUAUAAACCUCUAAAACGUCAGCCCUCGUCUCUGUCGCUCCAGGGAAAACAGCCCUAGCCUGUUCAGCCUCUCCCUAUAGCUCUAAUCCUCCAAUCCUGGCAACAUCCUUGUAAAUCUUUUCUGAACUCUUUAAAGUUUCACAACAUCCUACCGAUACGAAGGAGACCAGAUUUGCAUGCAAUAUUCCAAAAGUGGCUGAACCAGUGUCUUGUACAGCCUCAACAUGACCUCCCAACUCCUAUACUCAAUACUCUGACCAAUAAAGGAAAGCAUACCAAACGCUUUCUACACUAUCCUAUCUACCUGCGACUCCAUUUUCAAGGACCGAUGAACCUUAGGACCUUACCAUUAAGUGUGUAAGUCCUGUUAAGAAUUGCUUUCCCAAAAUGCAGCACCUCACAUUUAUCUAAAUUAAACUCCAUGUGCCACUUGUCAGCCCACUGGCCCAUUAGAACAAGAUCUCAUUGUAAUCUGAGAUAACCUUCUUCUCUGUCCACUACACCUCAAAUUUUGAUGUCAUCUGUAAAUUUACUAACUAUACCUCUUAUGCUCACAUCCAAAUCAUUUAUAUAAAUGACAAAAAGUAGUGGAUCCAGCACCGAUCCUUGUGACACUCCACUGGUCACAGGGCUCCGGUCUGAAAGACAACCCUCCACCACCACCCUCUGUCUUCUACCUUUGAGCCAGUGCUGUAUCCAAAUGGCUAGUUCUCCCUGUAUUCCGUGAGAUCUAACCUUGCUAACCAGUCUCCCAUGGGGAACCUUGUUGAACACAUUGCAGAAGUCCAUAUAGAUCAAGUCCAUGCUGAUAGUAUAAAAUGAUUGUAGAUAACUGUCUGUUUACUUUUAUUCUGUAUUACAGUCUUGAUAUUUUGUGCUUUGAUCUAAAAAUGUGGAAAAUUGAUCAAAAAUAAAACAUCUGUAUACAUGU